AUGAAUGUACACCGAUUCGCAAAUCUGAAUGCAAGAUACUCCAUGCCGCAGACUCAAAACGACGAAAACAAAGAAUCGACCACCGUCAAUCCUCCUGCUACAUCUGGCAACGGCGAUGAGGAGCUCUCUGGCUCCAAGUCCAAGGAUGACGGCAGUCAAAAUGAACAAGAAACAGUGCAACAUCAAGAAUCAACCUCGCUGCCGUCUGAGUCUCACGAGGUGCCGCUCGCGGCAACAGAGACUUCAAGCAAGCAAAAGGUCUUCAGCAUCGACGCGUCAACCAGACAUGUCAUGCCUUCUUCCGCACCUGUACCAUCCGACGACGACUCCGAGUCGGACGGUAUAGACUAUGGCCCUGACUCUGACCCGGACUCGAACGUGGACGUUGGAGAUCAAGCCAAGCUCAAGAAGAGGACCAAACAUGAGAAACAGAAGGAUCAGAAGAGAUUGCAAAACAAGCGGGCGGCUGAGCAGCAGAAGAUCGAGAACGAUCUGAAGGCACAGCGCGAAGCCGAGGCUGCGAAGGAACGCACCGAGCAGCAGAUCGAGGCGGCGGCAGAGAAAGCCAAGCUGAAGACUGCCCUCAACGAGCUGGCCAUCACUUGCAAGUCGAUCAUGCCACCGGCCACGGCCAUGAAGAAGCAUCCUUUGCAGCGCAUUCUCGGUGGUCCAAAUGGAUUCCAAUACACACUGGCCGCUGACAUCGACUGGACGCACCUGCGGCCGGAAGCUCAGUACUCUCACAGUCGAAAAUCAUGGUCUGAUCUUGAUGAGGAUGGGGAUGAUGUCGUGUCCGAGCUCUUCAACGUCAAGCUGGAUCCAACCACUGGCCCAAAAGCUCGCGAGCUGCUGAAGAAAACGCCUGGUGUUGUUGAACAGCCUCGCAUGUGGAAGGAUACAGACUUUUUGGAUGCACUCCGGCAGGCAAGGCAUCCGCACGGACAGAUCGACCCGGACAAGGAAUACAAGGAAUACAAAGUCCGCGACAUCAUCGGAGAGACCAAGACAAAGUAUUACGUUGAUUGGGAAGACGACUCUAAAACCGGCGAACAAUACGUGCCGACUUGGGAACCGAAAGACCACGUUAACGAGCUCGCCGUCGAGAGCUGGAUCAGGAAGCAGGCUGCGAAAUCCGAGAAGACCGGUGCUAAGGGCAAGAGCACGCUGCAAAAGUCGGCUGCGAAGAAAGUCCUCAAGGAGACGCCAGCUCCAGCACAAUCAACGCCACGACGAAGACCAAAGCGAGUCAUCGAUAGCUCGCCGACUGAUAAUAUCAGUUCCGUUGCCGCCAACGUGUGGCAGAUACGCAUCCGGCAAAUCGCGCCAGAGAAGCUCGGUUAUCUCACGCAAGGCAGGGGAUACCAGGUCUUUCUAGACAUAGUCAACCGUCCGCUGUCUUCUUCCUGGCCCGAAGGCGCAAAGUGCGUUGAUCUGCUCGAGGGCUUCCAACAACGUCUCGAGCAGAAUCAAAAUGUCGACGUCGCCUUAGAGUUGCUCAGCAUUCGAGAGAGCGUGGAGAUGGGUUCCGCAACCGUCGCCGUCCAACUUCAACAGAUCGCUCCCGAGUGCAUCAAGAAGUGGGGUGACAUGAUUGAGAACAUUGUCCACAACGCCGAAGUUCGUCUUGAAGAUGGUGUCAACACAUUCGGCAUCGUUCAGUGUGAAGUAAAGCGGCUCAAGCUGCUCGUAGUUGAUCUUGAGAAUUUCUCCACGGAGCUUCGCGCAAGUCACAGGGAGGUCCUGGCACAGGUCCAGCAGAAGCAGCUUCUACCUCAGAUCCACUACGAGCUUGAGAAUGCCGCGAAGAAGUAUGUGUCUGAAGCGGUUGACGACAACAUGUACAAGUUUCAAAAGCAAUUGGACGAUUCAAAGUCCAAUCUAGAUGGGACACUCAAGUUUGCACAAGAAUUCCAAACAGCCAUGGAUACCAUGCAUGGGCAACAUAUGAGCAAGAUACAGUCCAAGUUUGAAGCACUUGCAGCAAACUUUCGGGCUCUGCCGCUGCCAGAUGAUAUUCAAGCUUUCAUCGACUCUGCCAUUGAUGGCAAGUGGUCAAAAUUGGUGGCAAGCAUGAAUGGUAGGGAAUCGCAAGACUCUCAGAUCCAGCAAGAACUCGUUGCCCUCACGGCGAAGUACGACAAUGCCUUCAUUUUCAUGAAAACGCAGAACGACUCCCUUCGCAAGAGGGUGGGCGACAUGAUUACGAAAGUUGAGAAUUUCGAGAAGGUUCAGAACACGAGCUCGGCUGAUCCAGACGAAGACUCCUUGGCCACUCAGAUCGAGAAACUUCAGAUGCGAUGCAAGAUGUUGGAAAACGUUGCCAAGAAGUCUUCGGCUCAGUCCGAUGAGAUCGAGAAACUUCAGGCGCGCUGCAAUACACUAGAAGUGGCUGCCCAGAAGUCUCCGGCCAAGUCCAUGGCUGAUACCUCGAUGGAGGAGCGAAUGAACAAGCUGGAGGCCGUCCUCGUUAAGCAGACGGCGACCAUCACCGCCCAGCAGCAGACCAUUGCCCAGUUGAGCAAGUACAACAAGGACGUGGUCAAGCCAUACAUGGCUGGAGAGUCUUAG
Zymoseptoria tritici IPO323 is the source of this 2568-nucleotide messenger RNA. RefSeq lists its product as uncharacterized. The transcript is spliced from 2 exons. Bases 1 to 2568 code for a protein of 855 amino acids. Lineage: Eukaryota; Fungi; Ascomycota; Dothideomycetes; Mycosphaerellales; Mycosphaerellaceae. The record is from RefSeq and is a predicted model, not a curated record.